AGAAAACGAUCGAUGAUGCGACUUCCACUGAAGCCGGCGUCCAUUUUAUCUUGUUGAUAGUGUUUGGUGCGUUUAAUAAUCAUUUAAGUUUUUAAUUGUCACUUGGUACUGUCAUUAAGUUCCUUUUUAGCAAGAAAAUAAACAAAUUAUUGAGCAAUGGAAAGCGGACCUCCUGCUCGUGGUGGAUUUAGAGGACGAGGUGGACCAAUGCGAGGACGUGGUGGUUUUGGAGAACGUGGACGAGGUGGCCCUCCAAGAGGUGGAAUGAUGCGCGGACGUGGUGGAGCACCUGGGCCAAUGCGAGGAGGCCCGCCGGGGAUGCGGGGUCGGGGAGGACCUCCGGGACGAGGUGGACGCGGCGGACAUUAUCCUCCAGGAGGCCCACCAGACACAAGUUUAGCAGGACCAGGUGGAGCCCCACCACCUCCCCCAGGAGUCGGUGGCCCAACACGUGGAAGUGGUCGGGGAGCACCAGGUGGAUUCCGUGGUCGAGGUCGAGGAGAUUUCGGGCGUGGAGACAGCCGGGGAGGUGGUUUCCGUGGCCGCGGUGGUGAUCGUCGAGGUCGUGGCUCGGGGAUGUUCAACCGCGACGGACCACCAAGAGGCUCAGGUCGUGGCUCCAAUGGUUCUGGUUUCGGAGACCGUGGACGUGGAAUGGACCGUGGUCGCGGUGCUCCAGUUAAGCGUGGAGGAGUUCCCGGUGCCGGUGGACCCCCAAAGCGACCAAGAUACGACGUUACAGCUGCCCAGCCUGCUAAUGGUUAUGCUUCUCAGCCACCAAGCCAAGGCUACGGACCCGGUAACGGAUACGGACAAGCAGCACCCGCUCCCGUGGGUAGCUACGGAGCUACUACUGGUACCUACGGACCACCUCAGAGCGGUUACCAACAGUCUUAUCAAGGAUAUGAGAGCUAUCCUACACCUGCAGACUACACACAAUCAGCGACAUUUUAUCAACAGGGAUAUCCAGCACAAGUACCACCAGACAACAGAUAUGGUGGUAUACCGCCAGCACCUGCAGCAAGUUUUAAUUCCAGUGAUCCAUAUGGCUAUGGAAAAGUUCCGCCUCAAGUUAAUUACCAACAGGAGGCAGUUGCUCCUGCUGUGGGUGGUGGUGGUGAUGGUGUUGGAAAUUAUCCUCCUGCUAAUCCUUACGACGACCAAUCCUGUAAUAACAGCGGCAUGACGGUCAGGGGUGAUUAUUCAACACACGAGUAUGACUAUACAAGUCAAGACGGUGGCUAUGGAAAACAAGAUUAUGGAUAAAAAAUAGUUACGGGUCAACUUACUGGAAGAAAAUGGAAUAAUGUAUAUACAAUCACAUGACUGAUUAUUGUUGAAAUUUCAAUUUCAUUGCUACUGAAGAAUUUUUACAUUCUUAAUUACAAAGUCUGUCACCACGCCGUAAAGGAAGAAUAACGCUGGUAUAACAAGAUGCUUCAGUUGCUGUAACUGCUGAUACUGUCGCGCAUUUUAUUAUUUUCCUUGUCAAUGAUGUGCCUUCAGAAGUUAGUAAUAUCCAAUAUGAAUAAUGUGAUGGCUCGCCGUAAUAAUAAAUCUAUAUUUAUGAAAAAAAAA
Molecule: messenger RNA, 1578 nt
Organism: Cotesia glomerata
Lineage: Eukaryota; Metazoa; Arthropoda; Insecta; Hymenoptera; Braconidae
Product: collagen alpha-1(III) chain-like
Exons: 9
Coding region: 157-1266 (369 amino acids)
Source: RefSeq, a predicted model, not a curated record